UAAAAGGGAAAAACAGAACAUAAACACACAAGCUGUCAGCCAGUUGAAUCGGAGAUUUGUGGAUAAAAAAAAAAAAAUGUGCAGCCUGGAGAAGCGUGGCAACCUGUGGGUAUUGACCCUCACCGGCGACAACCAGCACCGCCUCAGCCCCACCCUCAUCGACUCCCUCCUCUCAACCCUUAACCAAGUCGCCUCUCAAGCCACCCCUGGCUCCGUCCUCCUCACCACCGCUAACGGCAGAUUCUUCUCCAACGGCUUUGACCUAGCCUAUGCCCGUGCCGCCGGCUCCGAAUCCGCCGCCGCGGAUCGGCUUCACUUCAUGGUCGAGUCCCUCAAGCCAGUCGUGGCAGCGCUCAUGUCCCUCCACAUGCCCACCAUCGCCGCCGUCAACGGUCACGUCGCCGCCGCCGGGUUCAUACUGGCGAUCAGCCACGAUUACGUCCUCAUGAGGAGUGACCGCGGAGUGCUGUACAUGCCGGAGGUGGACCUCGGGCUGCCGCUGCCGGAUUACUUCGCCGCCGCGAUGAGGGAGAAGAUCAGGUCUCCGGCGGCGCUGCGGGACGUGUUGCUGGGCGGCGUGAAGGCAAAGGCGGCGGAUGGGGUGAAGAUGGGCAUCGUGGAUUCGGCGCACGAUAGCGCGGAGAGUACAGUGGAGGCUGCGAUGCGCCUGGGGGAACAGCUGGCACGGAGGAAGUGGAAUGGCGAAGUGUACGCAGAUAUAAGGAAGAGUUUGUACCCACAACUGUGUGGCGUUUUGGGAUUGACUCAGAAAGUUAUCAUAUCCAAGAUCUGAAUCUCAUCACUUGUUUUUAUUUCUGUUUUCUAUAUCCUUUGUAAAGGAUACUGCUAAUAAAUAAUAAAAUAAUAGUCUUUUCUUCUACAUCGAAUGC
Messenger RNA from Gastrolobium bilobum, 890 nucleotides. RefSeq names its product enoyl-CoA delta isomerase 2, peroxisomal-like. Gene Ontology annotation, molecular function: enoyl-CoA hydratase activity; delta(3)-delta(2)-enoyl-CoA isomerase activity. The transcript has a single exon. Bases 77 to 793 code for a protein of 238 amino acids. Gene Ontology annotation, biological process: fatty acid beta-oxidation. The record is from RefSeq and is a predicted model, not a curated record. NCBI's taxonomy places the organism in Eukaryota, Viridiplantae, Streptophyta, Magnoliopsida, Fabales, Fabaceae. Gene Ontology annotation, cellular component: peroxisome.